Oryctolagus cuniculus (rabbit) is the source of this 583-nucleotide messenger RNA. Lineage: Eukaryota; Metazoa; Chordata; Mammalia; Lagomorpha; Leporidae. The record is from RefSeq and is a predicted model, not a curated record.
GAUCACUUGUGAGGGCGCAUGUCCUUUCUGGCGUAUAAAGCUUGAUCACCGCAGAGGGUCCCAGUUGCACCAGUGAGGAAAGCCUAACACCCUGGCUGGCGGCUUCCCACGUCCGGGCGGCUAGCAGCCCCCUGCUUCCCUACUACCAGCUGGGUACUUCUGUCCCCUGAGGAAGACUUACGAGCAUGAUUUUUCUCAUACUGGCCUUCGCUAUAUUCGUUUUUCUGUUUCUCGUCUGGAAGAAACGGUUUAAAGGAAAGAAAAACACUGGUAAAAGGUCAAAAAAGUCAGCUUCUCUUGCACUAAUAAGAACUGCUACUGGGUCAACUAAACACAAUAUCAAUAAGCAUCUUUCCGUCAACAAGCUCUCUCAGGAAAUCUUAAACAACUUCCCUCACUCGAUAGCCAUGCAGAAGCAAAUCCUGGUAAACCUCAGGAUUGUGGAAUACAAGCUGGCUGAAUUGGAACAUUUCCUACAUACUAGGGGUAUUAACGGUGCUUUAGCUAACCAAAAAUCCCCUAAAAAGCUUACCAGAUGGAGUGACAGUGGAGGCAGUCAAUAAAGACACUUUGAGUGACUUCA